This is a messenger RNA of Aspergillus tanneri, 1860 nucleotides long. Its product is annotated as putative sucrose transporter. Lineage: Eukaryota; Fungi; Ascomycota; Eurotiomycetes; Eurotiales; Aspergillaceae. Gene Ontology annotation, molecular function: sucrose:proton symporter activity. The record is from RefSeq and is a predicted model, not a curated record. Gene Ontology annotation, cellular component: membrane. Bases 1 to 1860 code for a protein of 619 amino acids. The transcript has 4 exons.
AUGACGGACACACAUGAACGGACAGCGAACGAGACGUCUCCACUAGUGGGACCGGAUCGCAGUGCCGACGAUGACAAUGGGAACCCAGUAUCAGGCUCCGAAAAUACGUCUCGCGGAGCGAAUGUUACAAGUGAUGUCAUGGAGUCAAAGAGUGGCUGGUAUCUGUUCUUGUUAACAUUGAGUAUUGGCGGCCUUCAAAUUGUCUGGUCCGUCGAAUUUUCGAAUGGCUCACCUUACCUGUUAUCUCUUGGAAUGAGCAAAGCCUUGCUUGCAUUUGUCUGGAUUGCAGGCCCUCUUUCCGGUUCUAUUGUACAGCCAUACAUUGGAAUAUGCAGUGAUAACUGCCGGAUAUCAUGGGGUAAAAGAAAGCCCUUCAUGAUUGUCGGAGGAGCGGCCACAGUUGUGUCCCUGCUAGCUCUUGCAUGGAUAAAAGAAAUUGUAGGCGGCUGUCUUGGAAUCUUUGGCGUUGAUCUGGCUUCUGCGGGUACUAAAACAGUCGUGAUCAUUUUCGCAACUAUCUUGAUGUACUGCCUGGACGUUGCUGUAAAUACAGUCCAGGCCGGGAUUCGGUGUUUCAUCGUCGAUAAUGCACCUGCACAUCAGCAGGAAUCGGCCAACGCGUGGGCGAGCCGGCUCACUGGCGUGGGCAAUAUUUUAGGAUAUGUCUUUGGGUAUGUUGAGCUGCCUAAAUACCUUCCUUUUCUGGGAAAUACCCAGUUCAAAGUCUUGUGUGCAGUUGCAUCUAUUUCACUCGCCAGUACGUUGUUCAUCAGCUGUUUAUACAUUCGGGAACGAGACCCACGGCUAGAAUCGCCACCUUCAUCAGGGAAUCCUGGAAUUGUCGCCUUUUUCAGGCAGGUUUUCAAGUCCAUUAAGCAUCUGCCACCCCAGAUUGCCAAGAUCUGCGAAGUUCAGCUGGCUGCGUGGGUUGGCUGGUUCCCUUUCCUCUUUUAUGCCACGACGUAUAUCGGCCAACUCUACGUGAAUCCCAUUUUUAUUGACCACCCGGAUCUCCCCGGGGAAAAGAUCAACGAAGCAUGGGAGAAAGCCACCCGAAUCGGGACGUUUGCUCUUCUUAUAUAUGCUAUUGUCUCCUUUAUUGCCAACAUAACGUUGCCCCUUUUUGUUGUCCCCACCUACAAACCCACUGUUCUUACCCAAGACAGGCAUUUAAGUGACGGUCUAGACGGAGAGCCAUUUCUAGGCAACAGAAGGACAUCAUUUCCUAGUCUCGCUGGUGCGACUGCUUCAGCAGAGUCACCUUCGAACUCCUCGGAGGGGAAGAGAAAAUGGCUGUCGAAGCUGCAGAUCCCAGGGUUUACGCUUCGCCGGGCUUGGUUUCUGUCGCAUGUUCUGUUUGCGGUCUGCAUGUUUGGUACCUUCUUCGUAUACAGCUACCAGGCCGCAACGGUGGUGGUAGGGUUAGUUGGAAUCUCGUGGGCGUUGACACUUUGGGCGCCAUUUGCUCUGAUUUCUGCGGAGGUCGCACGGAUUGAUGCGGGAUAUCGAGCUAAGCAUCAACAGUCCGAACUUGAUGAACACUAUUCAGCGCCCAACUAUCAUGCUGAUCCACCAGUGGCGGAGUACGAUCUGGAGAACGGCUCGUCAUCUACUACGUUGAAAGUAGCAGAGGAGGAUGAGAAUCUGGCCCAGGCGGGAAUCAUCCUCGGGCUACAUAACGUGGCAAUCUCCGCGCCUCAGAUACUAUCCAGUCUGAUAUGUAGUGCGAUCUUCAAAGUGGCCCAGAAACCCCGAGGUGAAGCCUGGGAUGACAGUGUUGGGUGGGUGUUGAGAUUUGGCGGAUGUGGUGCGGUGCUUGCCGCAUGGUUGACUAGCAGACUAGUUGAAGGUCGAGGUUAG